GUAAUUCCUAAUGGCUGUUACAGUCGCUCACAUGCAGCAACCAGCCUUCUGACAUUCUCGGCCCGAAAUAAAGAGCAACGGUGUCCACACGAUCCCUCUAUGCAAGCCAGUAGGGGAGACUUUGGCCAGCAUUAAAUAGUUUGUGAUCGCUCAUGAUGAGGAUAGCUGUGAUUGGUCAGAGUGUUUUUGGCCUGGAGGUGUACAAGGAGUUGAGGAAGGAGGGCCACACCAUCGUUGGAGUGUUCACUAUACCUGACAAGGAUGGCAAAGCCGACCCUCUAGGCGCGGAGGCUGAGAAGGAUGGCGUGAACGUCUUCAAGUUCCCACGCUGGCGCCUGAAGGGGAAAGGCAUCCCGGAGGUGGUGCAGGUCUACAAGGCCACAGGGGCCGAGCUCAACGUCAUGCCCUUCUGCUCCCAAUUCAUCCCCAUGGAGGUCAUCGACCACCCGGCUCACGGUUCCAUCAUCUACCACCCCUCCCUGCUGCCCCGACACAGGGGGGCCUCCGCCAUCAACUGGACCUUGAUCCACGGGGACAAGAAAGGUGGGUUCACAGUGUUCUGGGCGGAUGACGGACUCGACACUGGACCAAUCCUGCUGCAGAGGGAGUGUGAUGUGGAGCCUGAUGACACUGUCAACACCAUCUACAAGAGGUUCCUCUUCCCUGAGGGAGUGAAAGGCACAGUGGAUGCAGUGAGGCUGAUCGCAGCAGGGAAUGCCCCAAAGAUCGUCCAGCCAGAGGAGGGAGCCACCUAUGAGGGGAUUCAGAAGAAAGACAAUGCCAAGAUUGACUGGAACCAGUCUGCACAGGUCCUACACAACUGGAUCAGAGGAAAUGACAAAGUGCCUGGAGCCUGGGCAGAGGUUAAUGGACAGAAGGUGACGUUCUACGGUUCCUCUCUGCUAGACAGUGGUGCCACUGCUAUUGGUCAGCCCCUGGAGAUCCCUGGUGCCAGUCAACCCGGUCUGGUCUCUAAGGCGGGCCUGAUGCUGUUUGGCAACGACGGCAAAGCGUUGCUAGUGAAGAACCUGCAGUUUGAGGAUGGGAAGAUGAUCGCGGCGGCAAGGUACUUCAGCUCUGGGAGCUGCGCUUCUGUGGAGCUCACUGAGGAGGAGAAGGCCUUUGCUGAGCAAAUGAGGGGUGUGUGGAAGAGCAUCUUGACUAAUGUGGAUGCUAUCGAGGACUCCACUGACUUCUUCAAGUCUGGGGCUGCUUCUAUGGACGUGGUCAGGCUGGUAGAGGAGGUGAAGCUGAGGGCCAGUGGGUGUCAGCUGCAGAAUGAGGACGUGUACAUGAACACCACCUUCCAGGACUUCAUCCAGAAGUGUGUGAGGAAGCUCCGAGGGGAGGACGACGAGGAGGAGCUGGUCGUUGACUACGUGGAGAAGAACAUCAACAACAUGACCAUCCGGAUGCCCCACCAACUCUUCGUGAACGGGGAGUUUGUGGACGCAGAGGGAGGGAAGACGUACAAGACCAUCAACCCCACAGAUGGAACAGCUAUCUGUGAUGUGUCUUUAGCUCAAGCCAGUGACGUGGACCGAGCUGUAGCGGCCGCCAAGGAGGCGUUCGAGGAGGGAGAGUGGGGAAAGAUAAACCCCAGAGACAGAGGCAGACUCCUAUAUAAGCUGGCUGACCUGAUGGAGGAGCACCAAGAGGAGUUAGCCACCAUAGAGUCCAUGGACUCUGGGGCCGUAUACACACUGGCCCUGAAGACCCAUGUGGGCAUGUCCAUCCAGACCUUCCGCUACUUCGCUGGCUGGUGUGACAAGAUCCAGGGCUGCACCAUCCCCAUCAACCAGGCCCGACCCAAUCGCAACCUUACCUUCACCAAGAAAGAACCAAUCGGAGUGUGUGCUAUCGUAAUUCCCUGGAACUACCCUCUCAUGAUGUUGGCCUGGAAAACAGCUGCCUGUCUGGCUGCUGGUAACACUGUGGUCCUCAAACCUGCCCAAGUGACUCCACUGACAGCGAUGAAGUUUGCUGAAUUGGCUGCGAGGGCAGGAUUCCCCAAGGGAGUGAUCAAUAUCCUCCCUGGAUCAGGUGCUCUGGUGGGCCAGCGUCUGUCCGACCACCCGGACGUCCGGAAGCUUGGCUUUACUGGCUCCACUGAGAUAGGGAAACACAUCAUGAAGAGCUGUGCAGUCAGUAAUGUGAAGAAGGUGUCCCUAGAACUGGGGGGUAAAUCUCCACUCAUCAUCUUCAGUGACUGUGACAUGGACAAGGCCGUCCGCAUGGGAAUGAGUGCUGUAUUCUUCAACAAGGGAGAGAACUGCAUUGCAGCAGGCAGACUCUUUGUGGAAGAGAACAUCCAUGACCAGUAUGUCAAGAGAGUGGUGGAGGAGGUUAAGAAGAUGAAGAUUGGAGAUCCUCUGGACCGCUCCACAGACCACGGACCCCAGAACCACAAGGCCCACUUGGACAAGCUGGUGGAGUACUGCCAGACAGGCGUGAGGGAAGGCGCCACUCUGGUGUGUGGGGGCAAACAGGUCUCCCGCCCAGGAUUCUUCUUUGAGCCCACCAUCUUCACCGAUGUUCAGGACCACAUGUUCAUUGCUAUAGAGGAGUCGUUUGGCCCUGUCAUGAUCCUCUCCAAAUUCAAGAGCGGGGAUGUGGACGAGGUUCUUCAGAGGGCCAAUGCCACUGAGUAUGGUCUGGCAUCAGGAGUGUUCACCCGUGACAUCAGCAAGGCGCUGUAUGUCAGCGAGAAGCUCAACGCCGGCACCGUCUUUGUCAACACCUACAACAAGACGGACGUGGCUGCUCCCUUCGGCGGAUUCAAGCAGUCCGGCUUUGGCAAAGACCUGGGACAAGAGGCUCUUAACGAAUACCUGAAGACCAAGACUGUCACUGUAGAGUACUAAAUAUACAGCUCUGGAAAAAAUGAAGAGACCACUACAAAAUAAUCAGUUUCUCUGGUUUGACUAUUUAUAGCUAUGUUUUUGGUUAAAAUGAACAUUUUUGUUUUAUUCUAUAAACUACUGACAACAUUUCUCCCAAAUUCCAAAUAAAAAUGUUGUAAUUUAAGAGCAUUUAUUUGCAGAAAAUGUGAAUGAUCAAAAUAACAAAAAGAUGCAGUGUUGUCAGACCUUGAAUAAUGCAAAGAAAAUAAGUUCAUAUUCAUUUUUAAACAACAUAAUAUUGUUUUAACUUAGGAAGAGUUCAGAAAUCAAUAUUUGGUGGAAUAACCCUGAUUGUCAAUCAGACUGAUCCUCCACCAAAUUUCACAGUGGUUGUGCGACAGAGCAUGCCAAGCCGCAUGAAAGCUGUAAAACCAGAGACAUUGAUCAUUUUGCAGUGGUCUGUUAAUUUUUUCCAGAGUUAUAGAGAGAUGUGUGGUAGCUACCCACUGGGCACAGACGUCAGUUCAACAUCUAGUUUUGAUUUUACAUUUGGUUGAGUUGUCAACUAACACAAAUUCAACCCAAGAAAUUCACCAUGUCAUUGGAUUUAGGUUAAAAGUUUGGUAAAAAAAUCAAAUUAGUUUUUCUGUUGUUUCAACGUUAUCACAUUAUUCUAUAUUUUUUUAAAUGGCUUGGAAACAAUGUUGAUUCCAAACAGUUUUUGCCCAGUGGGUUUUCUCUCUUUAUAAUCAGACCAUAUGUCACUAAGCAAAUUCCUGAACUAAAUGUGAAUGACAGACGAGGCAGAAAGGAAACCUAAUACCUCCACAUGCCCUGAUGAACAAUUUUACUUGUAAUUCAGUCUUUCUGAAAUGUGAUUAACCCUCUAAUAUUUCUUAGUGCUGUUUAGCACAAUUACUUAUGAAAUUGAAUAUUUUUAUGGAUGAGAAAUACAAUGUGAAAUGAUUUCCCCCUCUUAGAAAUAAGAAAUAUGUUGUUAUGUUUUAGCAGUGGUCAACACUGGUAAAUCUACUAACAAUAUUUGAAAUUGUCUACACCAGUGGUUCCCAAAGUUUUAUAGUCUUGUACCCCUUCAAACAUUGUACACCCUCUAGCACCCGGCUCAACGCACUCUCAAAUGUUGUUUUUUGCCACCAUUGUAAGCCUGCCACACACACACUACAAUACAUUCAACAUAAGAAUGAGUGUGUACUUUGUCACAACCCGGCUUGUGGAAAGUGACAAAAGACCUCUUACAGGACCAGGGCACAAAUAAUAAUAUAAUAGUCAAUCAUUUUGCUCUUUAUGUAACCAUUUUACAUAUAAAACUCUAUUUGUUCAUUGAAAAUGGUGAAUAACUCACCACAGGUUAAUGAGAAGGGUGUGCUUGAAAGGAUGCACAUAACUCUGCAAUGUUGGGUUGUAUUGGAGAGAGUCUGUCUUAAAUCAUAUCCCACACACAGUCUGUGCCUGUAUUUUGUUUUCAUGCUAGUGAGGGCUGAGAAUCCACUCUCACACAGGUACGUGGUUGCAAAGGGCAUCAGUGUCUUAACAGCGCAAUAUACCAAUGCAGGAUAGUCUGAGCGCAGCCCAAUCCAGAAAUCUGGCAGUGGCUUCUGAUUAAAUUAAAUUCUCACCGAACCUUGUUGCAAUUUUGAUGAGGCUCUAUCAUUCAGAUAUCUGUAAGUGGACUGGAGGCAGGGCAUGAAAGGGAUAACGAAUCUAGUUGUGUCAUCCGUUUCGGAAAAGUAUGUGCUUAAUUGCAUACCCAACUCACUCAGGUGCUUCGCUAUAUCACAUUUGACAUUGUAUGUAAGCUUGAGUUUAAAAAAACAUCACCCAGAUAGGCCAGUCAUGUGAGAAACUUGUUAUUAUGCAAGUGCUCAGACAAGUGAAAAUUAUGGUCAGUAAAGAAAAGUUUAAACUCGUCUCUCAUUUAAAAAAAAACUUUCUAUACUUUGCCCCUUGCUAACCAGCGCACUUCUGUAUGUUGUAAAAGCAUUACAUGGUCACUGCCCAUAUGAUUGCAUAGUGCAGAAAAUACACGAGAGUUCAGGGGCCUUGCUUUAAGAAAGUUAACCAUUUUCACUGUAGUGUCCAAAAUGUCUUUUAAGUUGUCAGGCAUUCCCUUGGCAGCAAGAGCCUCUCGGUGGAUGCUGCACGGUACUCAAGUGGCAUCGGGAGAAACUGCUUGCAUGCGUAUUUACCACUCCACUAUGUCUCCCUGUCAUGGCUUUUGCACCAUCAGUACAGAUAUCAACAUGAGCAGCAACUACGUUUGGCUACAUACGGACCGUUAGUGAAAUUCCAGCAAGAGAGUAACGGUUAAUGUGAUUGGAUGUUCAUUAUUUGACUAGGCUACCUGUAUUUGACAUUGUGUUGUUAUUUCGCUGAACACUAGAUGGUUUCAUUUAAUUUUGGGCAGUGAAACAAGGCAACUCAGACGAUUAAAAAAAGCUCACCCAAAUGUAUAGCCCUGUUGGAAAAUAUAAAUCGACUGUUUGAAAAUGUGGAGAGAAAAAAAGUAAAAUGUUUAUUUUUUUAUUUUAUUAAUGUUGAUCACAUUUUUAUUUGACGUACCCCCGACGGCAUUGAACCCCAGUUUGGGAAUACCUGGUCUACACAAUAUAUGUGUUGUGUUCAUGGACAAUACUGGAUGACAAUUUAAUAGAACUUUAUGAAUGAUGAUCUCCAUGUCAGAGCUUGAACAAGCACCUUUUUACUAGUUUUCCUGAUUCAUUAAAAUCACAAAGGUUUAUACAGUAA
Messenger RNA from Oncorhynchus gorbuscha (pink salmon), 5609 nucleotides. Its product is annotated as cytosolic 10-formyltetrahydrofolate dehydrogenase-like. Gene Ontology annotation, cellular component: cytoplasm. NCBI's taxonomy places the organism in Eukaryota, Metazoa, Chordata, Actinopteri, Salmoniformes, Salmonidae. Gene Ontology annotation, biological process: one-carbon metabolic process; biosynthetic process; 10-formyltetrahydrofolate catabolic process. The record is from RefSeq and is a predicted model, not a curated record. Gene Ontology annotation, molecular function: formyltetrahydrofolate dehydrogenase activity; aldehyde dehydrogenase (NAD+) activity. The transcript has 23 exons. Bases 153 to 2864 code for a protein of 903 amino acids.